AUGAAUCAGACAACAGUGAUCUAUCGGGAGCCUUUAGAAGAAACCUUACUCAAGAACAUGGUAACUUUGACUCUCUGUGUCUCCAUCAUCUACAUCAAUGGGAUGCUGGUGCACAUCUUCACCAGACACCAGAUUUUCUACACGAAUCCCCGGUACAUCCUGUACAUCCACCUGGUCAUCAACGACAUUAUCCUGUUGACGUUGUACAUCCUGCUCCAAGCCCUGACUUACAACUUGUCUGGAAUCAACGUCUCAUUAUGCAUCACUCUGAUCGUGGCGGCUGUUUUGUCCAAUCAGAACAACCCUCUGACCAUCGCUCUGAUGUCUGUAGAGUGUUACGUGGCCGUUUGCUUCCCUCUCCAUCACUCACGGAUCUGUUCUGUCAGGAGGACGUACGUCGUGAUUGCUCUGAUCUGGCUGGUCAACUCACUUUCAAUCCUUCCAGAUGUGUUUGUCACAUUGGGAACAGAAACCACAGAUUUCUUUCUUUCCAGGAUUGUUUGUGUGAGGCAACUGGUUUUUAAGAACAUUCAUCUUAUAAGGAAGAGGUCCAUAAAUAACAUUGUGUUUUUAGUGCUUGUUUGGCUCAUUGUUUUCUUUGCAUACUUCAAGAUCCUUUUUGCUGCAAAAGCAGCUACUGCAAAUGCUAAGAAAGCUCAAAACACCAUCCUGCUUCAUGGCUUCCAGCUGCUGCUCUGCAUGUUCAACUUCCUGUUUGACCUGAUAGUAGAAGGACUGGGAGUCUUUUUCCCCAGAAAGGUUUUCUUCAUUUACUUCAUGGUUGCAGUAUUCAUCCAGGUUUUGCCUCGAUUCAUCACUCCAAUAAUUUAUGGGAUACGUGACAAGAUGUUCAGGAAGUACCUGAAGAGGUAUCUGCUCUUCACAGAUAAUGCAAACAUUCAUCCACUACAGACUCAGAAAAGGUCAUUAUGA
Molecule: messenger RNA, 933 nt
Organism: Salarias fasciatus (jewelled blenny)
Lineage: Eukaryota; Metazoa; Chordata; Actinopteri; Blenniiformes; Blenniidae
Product: odorant receptor 131-2-like
Exons: 2
Coding region: 1-933 (310 amino acids)
Biological process (GO): G protein-coupled receptor signaling pathway; detection of chemical stimulus involved in sensory perception of smell
Cellular component (GO): membrane
Molecular function (GO): odorant binding; olfactory receptor activity; G protein-coupled receptor activity
Source: RefSeq, a predicted model, not a curated record